GCCUAUGCGGUUAGGCGUACUUAUUAAACUAUAGAAACCCAAAAAUAGUGUUUAAAAAUAAUUGCCUCUGUCACCGGUGAAGGGACACGAGCCUAUAAAAGCACCUGAAUCGCCUUCACAAUUGCCACAGCCCCGCAGCAGCGCCGUUAAUGAAAACUCCGCGACGGAUGAUCCCUUUUCCGCUCUCUAAACCAGACUAAUCCUUAUCAAAGGACCUGUUUGAUUUACCGCAAUGGCUAGUUAAAGAAGACAGGGUUGGAAAGAUAGAUUGGAGGGGUGGGCGGCGAGAGUGUGUGUGUGUGUGUGUGUGUGAGAGAGAGAGAGAGAGAGAGUGAGAGUGAGAGUGAGGGCGCGCAUGUCCAAUCCUUCCAUGCAGGCUGUAGACGCUCCUCACCACUGGCGAGUUGUUCUCUCUGUCUUUUCCUUCUCGCGCUCUCUUCCACCCAUCUUGCAUGUGCUCGGUUUAGUGUUUACCGAACCGGACAGAGCUCUCUCCAGCAGCAGCGGACACUGUGGGGGAACAAGACCACUAUGGAUUGCUAAAACUCGGGCUUAUUUUUCUCUUUUCCCACCUUGUCUCUCGCCUUGUUUCCUACUCCUACAUGUCUCUCCACUGUUUUUAAGGGACGGAAAAUGAGGAUUAUUUACCCGCACUUUCUCGGGGUGUUUUCCGCCCUAUGGGGGCUGGCGACUGGGGCUUUCCCCAGCAGUGUUCAAAUAGGUGGUCUAUUUAUCAGGAACACAGAUCAGGAGUACACAGCAUUUCGACUGGCUAUCUUCCUGCACAACACCAGCCCCAAUGCCACGGAGGCUCCAUUCAACCUGGUACCCCAUGUCGACAACAUCGAGACAUCUAACAGCUUCGCCGUCACAAAUGCCU
Molecule: messenger RNA, 880 nt
Organism: Salvelinus sp. IW2-2015
Lineage: Eukaryota; Metazoa; Chordata; Actinopteri; Salmoniformes; Salmonidae
Source: RefSeq, a predicted model, not a curated record